Messenger RNA from Megalobrama amblycephala (Wuchang bream), 1502 nucleotides. Its product is annotated as gastrula zinc finger protein XlCGF8.2DB-like. The transcript is spliced from 3 exons. Gene Ontology annotation, molecular function: RNA polymerase II cis-regulatory region sequence-specific DNA binding; DNA-binding transcription factor activity, RNA polymerase II-specific. Gene Ontology annotation, biological process: central nervous system development; regulation of transcription by RNA polymerase II. The record is from RefSeq and is a predicted model, not a curated record. Gene Ontology annotation, cellular component: nucleus. Bases 141 to 1154 code for a protein of 337 amino acids. Lineage: Eukaryota; Metazoa; Chordata; Actinopteri; Cypriniformes; Xenocyprididae.
CAGGACUUUUAUUUUGGUGUGGCGACAUGAUGUCAUAAGACUGCGCCGCGCUCCUGCAUCUGUGAUUCUGAUGAAAAAAGAGUGUCCAAACACACAGAAAAACUCCUGGUGAAGCAACUGAGUUUCACACUAUUAUAAAGAUGGCGUUUAUUAAAGAGGAGAUUGAAGACAUGAAGAUUGAAGAAGCGUCCCGAGUCAAACAGGAAGACGACGAGGAACAAACAGACCUGAUGGUGCUGAAAGAGGAGAGUCAAGAACUGAAUGAAAUGGAAGAGAAAAAUCAGUAUGAGAAAUGUCACGAUUUCAUGACUGGGAAAAAAUCGUUUAGUUACUCACAGACUCAUAAAACAGAACCUAGAAACCUUAAAGUCCAGAUGAGUGUUCACACUGAAGAGGGCCAUUUCACCUGCCAACAUUGUGGAAAGGCUUUCAAUCGAAAAAAAAGCCUAAAGUACCACUUGAGAAUCCACAGUGGAAAGAAGCCGUUCAUAUGCCCUCAGUGUGGACUGGGAUUUAGACAGAAAUACAACCUUACAGCCCACUCGAGAGUUCACACUGGAGAGAAGCCGUUCAUAUGCUCUCAGUGUGGGAAGAGCUUCUCACAAAACGGUCAUCUGAAGAAUCACUUGAAAAUCCACACCGGAGAGAAGCCUUACGCCUGCCCUCAGUGUGGGAAUCAAUUCUCACUAAAAGGAAAUCUUAAGAUUCACAUGAGAAUUCACACUGGAGAAAAACCGUUUACAUGCACUCAGUGUGAAAAAGGUUUCAAACAGAAAAAAGAACUUAAUGUCCAUAUGAGAGUUCACACUGGAGAGAAGCCAUAUGCUUGUGACCAGUGUGAAAAAAGUUAUAGAUAUAAAUUUCACCUUGAUCUCCACAAGAGGACGCACUCAGGAGAGAACCGUUUUAUAUGUCAAGACUGUGGAAAGAGUUUCAUACAUAGAACAAACUUUGAGAAUCACAUGAGAACUCACACUGGAGAGAAGCCGUUCGUAUGCUCUCAGUGUGGAAAGAGCUUCACAAUAAAAGGAAACCUUAAGAUUCACAUGGGAAUUCACACUGGAGAAAAGCCUUACAAGUGUCAUCAGUGCGACAUGUGUUUCACAUAUCACACAAACAUGAAACGGCAUUUGAAAACUCAUUGUAGAAAGUGACUGACAAGAAGAUGAAAAGCCGACAUUUCAGCAAUCAUCUGUACAUUCACUCUGGAGAAAAGCAAUUCAGUUGUGAUCAGUGUAAUCAUGACACUAAGAAAUACAUAUAAAAAGUCAUGUAAAUGAGAGACUGUUUGAGUUCUUUGUUACAGAAUACCCUUUAAAAAUACAAGUUUAUUCAAGUGUAAUAUUAGUAUACUUCUUUUAAACUAAAAAUAAAUAAGUAUACUUUAAUUAGGAAGUCUACACAUGCGGAAGCAAUCGAAGGAAGUAAUUUAAAGGCAGGAACACACCAAGCUGACGCCGACGAACUAGUUGCAACGAAACCAGACUGAGAGAUUGGCUCAC